GGAGAAGGAACGCCGCGACGGCCGGAGAGCCCGUAGAUCGUGUAGACAUUCAGGAUGUGCCGAUCUCCUGCACACUCACCCGUGCCAGAAAGCGCCCUCGAGCUCCGCGAUCGCCACCAAGCCGCUGGACCAGCUUCCCCGGCAGUGGGUGCUCGAGGCGGAGCAGCUGCUCGACGCUGGGGCCGAGGCGCUGCGCGCGUGGGUCGAAGAGCCUGGCGCGCUGACUGCCCUGCGCCUCCAGGGCCUGGAGCCCGGGGACGUGCUGGCCGCCGGGCGCGAGCGGGCGGCCGCGCGCUGGCUGGGCGGGGCGCAGGGGCGCGUGAAG
This is a messenger RNA of Prorocentrum cordatum, 325 nucleotides long. The record is from the annotation of a GenBank genome assembly. Lineage: Eukaryota; Dinophyceae; Prorocentrales; Prorocentraceae.